CCCCGUGCAGUUGCUGGUACAAUGAUGCAAGCAUAGUUUUGACCGACAUUGACUCUGGAGCGUAAUAUCCCCAUGUUCGUGUUUUUAGCGGAAGCGCAGCGACGCCGAGAAACGUGCUUUCUGUUGCCAGCCGCGGCCCCAAGCUAGUCUGUCUUGUGCAUCAAGACAGCAUAGGGAAGAGAUACCAGCAUGGUUGGGACACGAACUCCGCAGAGGACAAUGAGUUAAUUUCGUGUCUGCCUUGAGGUACCGUGUGGCUCCCUGGAAGCCUGACUCCUUUCCAUGUAUUUCUACUGCCUCUUGUGGCUCUGCGUCCGGGUUGCGAUGCUACGUAUCUUUGUUCCCCUGCAGCCCAACAUUCGUUGGCUACACUCGCUAGCUGGACUUUGCCUCUAACGGAGCAUUUUGGCCGGUUCGUACCAACUGACUUUUUAGUCCGCAAGCGUCCAUAUCGAAAGGAAAUACCACCCGCAGGCGUCCCUAUCAGCAGGAGGUCCCAAGGAAAACUCUCCGCAGUUCACGCUUUCAAGCACGCCAAACCUGGCAGAGGUCACUCAAUUCAGGUUAUCGCCGGGAAAUGGCGUGCGGCAUCCCAUGGAAGCUUGCUCGACGGGAUGAACUAAUGGCGACACGACAGGCAGAAAGACCGGGCGAGUACUUUCCUCCGCCCUAUCCGCCGUGUCCGCCUACGGUUGUCACGCCGCUUCGGACAAGUGCAUACGAUUUCCCUGAAGCCACCUUCGUCACGAGGCCAUGCCUUCCCGCCAAGAAGGCGACAGGACACAAAAAUGUUUUUGAACGGCUAACCGACACGGCCUACUACACGGGAUCGCACCGAGAACGGUUUGACGAGUUCGGAAAUGGUAGAGGAAUUGCUGGUAGAGAAUACUUAUAUGCCUACGACGGAUUGACGGAGUCUCCAAGUAGAUGCCACGAAGUCUACUCCUCUGUCAUUAAGCGACCUCGAAAACCCGUUGUCACCCCCGGUACCUUGGGUAUCCAGCGGUUCGGAGUUCAAAUUCCAGCUCCUAGAUUAAUGUGGCUUUACCGCAACGGCGAUAAACACGACGACGGCACUCCUUUCUUCGUCCGCCCCUACAUCAAAUCCAUGGAGUCUCUUUAUCAACAGAUCACUAAGGAAAUAACUCCCAUCGCUGGACCGGUCCGAAGAAUCUUCGACCAGAAUUUCCGUGUCAUCACCGAUCUUGAUGACAUUGUUGAUGGCGCGAAAUACUUGUGUACCUCUGGAGAACCACCUGCAGCUUACGAUCGACUCGAGAAAUUUCUGAGCGAAUGGGUGAUUCAGAAGUCGCAAACAAAGGUUCCGAGCCAGUUCUUCGUUGUGUAACGGUGGCUCAUCAUCGGACGUCGAUGCGACAUUUUUUGGAUCAAGUUAUUUCUCUACCACCUCUUAUAUGGACAAUAUUUCGUCAAGACAAACACGCAUCUGCCAAUCCGCUUACUUUUCAAGAAAACUGGGGAGCGUGUCACUCAUUAGGCAGCUCCUGCUUCGCAAUUCCUCUCUUGUACCGAAGUAGCAUGUCUCUGAUCUGCUUGUUCGUUGCCAUGGAUAGCGGCGUCUUCCUCUCCAUGUCUUCCAUUUCAAUCUCUACAACAAGGCCUUCUGCUUCUUUGCUAAAAAGUAGGGACUUAAUCUGAGGAGCAAGAAAAGUCAGCCUCAGGUGUGUAUGCCUCACGGGUUCUUUAGUAGCUGGUAGGAUGGUGCACUGGGCGCCGAGGGUUUUAUCUUCAACUCACCGCAGCAGUUGCAUUCUCUCGGACUGCUAGAUGAAGCGGCGUCAACCUGCAAGGAAGCCGCAUGCAGUCAAUGCUGUAUCCUCCAAAGUGGUGAUUGGCAAACUGGUCAUGCCCCCCGUUCAGCCUUGCAAGAUGUCAGCGAAUCUGUUUAUCUGUCGAUGCAUUGAUGAGAAUGGCUGUGUCAAGAGUCUGUGCGAAGAGACCGCCUUACCCUGCGCACGUUUGAGCGUUGACCUCUGCGCCGUGCUUCAAAAGGAAGGCUACUGCCGACCUCUGAUUUCCCGCACACGCGAAGUGAAGUGGUGUUCGUCCAAGCUUCGUCGUCUCGUUAACUGAAAGACCUAGGGGCAGUCGUUCAUUCGAA
Messenger RNA from Toxoplasma gondii ME49, 2122 nucleotides. RefSeq lists its product as hypothetical. The record is from RefSeq and is a predicted model, not a curated record. Gene Ontology annotation, molecular function: tubulin binding. Lineage: Eukaryota; Apicomplexa; Conoidasida; Eucoccidiorida; Sarcocystidae. The transcript is spliced from 6 exons. The coding region runs from base 578 to 1348 and encodes 256 amino acids. Gene Ontology annotation, biological process: microtubule polymerization; intracellular signal transduction.